GCGCAGAGCAGCGCGUGUGCGCCAACCCCAGCACCGGCCCACACUGGGCUGGGAUUGUUGUACUCUGUCACCAGGGCAUCCUGGCUCCCGCAGCUCUGCGGACAGCGCGGGAGACCCGGCUACAAGGCCAGGGCGGCAGCGCACACCCGGAGCUGCACGCAGCCUGGAAGAGGCGUUCGCUAGCGUCACCUCGCCGCUUGGAACCUGAACAAGGCCGGAUCAAGGUUCUUGAGUCUACUUAAGAACAGAAGGAGAAGAAUGUGAAGUUCAUAGGAUUACAAUGCUGUCCUCUUGCUGAUCACCAAAAGUGCCUGAGAUUUGUCUGAGACCCAGUGGGUCUAUACAAGACUGUGGAUGUUAUCUGAAGCAGCAUAAUAUUCCCCUGAGCUGAGAUACUUCACUUGGUACUGGUUCUAUGUUACAAGAAGGACCAUGGCAACCUCCCGGGCAUCUUCCAGGUCUCAUCGGGACAUCACCAAUGUGAUGCAGAGGCUACAAGAUGAACAAGAGAUUGUGCAGAAACGCACCUUUACAAAAUGGAUCAAUUCUCACCUGGCCAAGCGGAAGCCUCCCAUGGUGGUGGAUGACCUUUUUGAAGACAUGAAAGAUGGCAUCAAGCUGCUUGCUCUACUGGAGGUCCUGUCUGGGCAGAAACUGCCUUGUGAACAAGGACACCGGGGGAAACGAAUUCAUGCUGUGGCUAACAUCGGUACUGCGCUCAAGUUCCUUGAAGGAAGGAAGUCCAUGUACAGAGGAUCACCGAUUAAGUUAGUCAACAUUAAUGCUACUGAUAUUGCGGAUGGCCGACCAUCAAUCGUUCUGGGACUGAUGUGGACCAUUAUCCUGUAUUUCCAGAUAGAAGAGCUGACCAGCAACCUACCCCAGCUGCAGUCUCUGUCCAGCAGCGCCUCCUCUGUUGAUAGCAUGGUCAGCACUGAGACGGCCAGCCCACCCAGCAAACGCAAAGUGGCUACCAAGGUCCAGGGAAAUGCCAAGAAGACUCUAUUAAAGUGGGUCCAGCACACAGCAGGCAAGCAGAUGGGAAUAGAAGUGAAAGACUUCGGCAAGAGUUGGAGAACUGGGUUGGCCUUUCAUUCAGUCAUCCACGCUAUCCGGCCUGAGUUAGUGGACCUGGAGAAGGUGAAGAAUAGAUCUAACAGAGAAAACCUGGAGGAUGCCUUCACUAUCGCUGAGACGCAACUGGGCAUCCCCAGACUACUUGAUCCCGAAGAUGUGGAUGUGGACAAGCCGGAUGAGAAGUCUAUUAUGACUUAUGUGGCCCAGUUCCUAACACAGUACCCUGAUAUUCGUGGUGCAGGCUACGAUGUGCAAGAGAAUGAUAGGGAUGACAGACUAAUUUUGAAGGAAACAAAAGUUUGGAUAGAACAAUUUGAGAGAGAUUUGACGAGGGCACAGAUGACAGAGUCGAAUCUACAGGACAAAUAUCAGUCAUUUAAGCACUUCAGAGUUCAAUAUGAAUUGAAAAGGAAACAGGUGGAACAUAUAAUACAGCCAUUGCAAAGAGACGGCAAACUGACACUCGACCAAGCCUUGGUCAAACAGUGCUGGGAGAGAGUGUCAUCCAGGCUCUUCGACUGGCAUAUACAGCUGGAUAAAUCUCUCCCUGCACCUCUGGGCACUAUAGGUGCUUGGCUAUACAGGGCAGAGGUGGCCCUGAGAGAGGAGAUCACCAUUCAGCAGGUCCACGAGGAAACAGCAAACACAAUCCAAAGGAAACUUGAACAACAUAAGGAUCUGCUCCAAAAUACAGAUGCCCACAAAAGAGCAUUCCAUGAAAUCUACCGGACCAGAUCUGUCAAUGGGAUCCCAAUGCCUCCCGAUCAGCUAGAGGACAUGGCCGAGAGGUUUCAUUUUGUGUCCUCCACAUCCGAGCUGCAUUUAAUGAAAAUGGAGUUUCUCGAACUGAAGUACCGUCUACUGUCCCUGCUGGUCCUCGCUGAGUCAAAGCUGAAGUCUUGGAUCAUCAAGUAUGGGCGGCGAGAGUCCGUGGAGCUGCUGCUGCAAAGCUAUAUCUCUUUUAUAGAAAACAGCAAGUUCUUUGAACAGUAUGAAGUGACAUACCAGAUCCUGAAACAGACUGCUGAGAUGUACGUCAAAGCCGAUGGCUCAGUGGAAGAAGCUGAGAAUGUGAUGAAAUUCAUGAAUGAAACCACGGCCCAGUGGAGGAAUCUCUCUGUGGAAGUGCGGAGUGUGCGGAGCAUGCUGGAGGAGGUGAUCUCCAACUGGGAUCGCUAUGGUGACACUGUGGCUAGUCUUCAAGCCUGGCUAGAAGAUGCUGAGAAAAUGCUAAGUCAGUCAGAAAAUGCCAAGAAGGAUUUCUUUCGAAAUUUGCCUCACUGGAUUCAGCAGCACACAGCUAUGAAUGACGCUGGGAACUUCCUGAUUGAGACCUGCGAUGAGAUCGUUUCCAGAGACCUUAAACAGCAACUGCUCUUGCUGAACGGCCGAUGGAGGGAGCUGUUUAUGGAAGUCAAGCAAUAUGCAAGAGCGGACGAGACGGACAGAAUGAAGAAAGAAUGUACAGACGGCACUGCUGCCCUCUCUGCUUUUGCAGCCGAAGCCCACAGGAAACUCUCCGAGCCUUUAGAAGUCUCUUUUCUGAAUGUCAAGUUAUUAAUUCAAGACUUGGAGGACACUGAGAAGAGGGUGCCCGUGAUGGAUGCUCAGUACAAGAUGAUUGCCAAGAAAGCACAUCUCAUUGCCAAAGAAAGUCCCAAAGAAGAAGCCAAUGAAAUGCUUACAACCAUGUCCAGGCUCAAAGAACAGCUAUCCAAGGUCAAAGAAUGUUACUCCCCACUGCUGUACGAGGCCCAGCAACUGUCUGUCCCUUUGGAAGAACUGGAGACGCAAAUCACAUCCUUCUACGACUCACUCGGAAAAAUCAAUGAGAUCCUAGCAGUUCUUGAGCACGAAGCACAAUCUAGUGCUCUUUUUAAGCAGAAACACCAGGAACUGUUAGCUUGUCAAGAGAGCUGCAAGAAGUCCUUGACACUCAUUGAGAAGGGCAGCCAAAGUGUUCAGAAGCUCGUGACCUCGAGCCAGGCGUUAAAGCACUGGGAUCACACAAAACUGCAGAAGCAGAUAGCAGACGUCCAUCAUGCCUUCCAGAAUAUGAUAAAGAAAACUGGAGAUUGGAAGAAGCAUGUGGAAGCCAACAGUCGUUUGAUGAAGAAAUUUGAGGAGUCUCGUGCAGAGUUGGAGAAGGUGCUCAGGGCUGCUCAGGAGGGCCUGGAAGAGAAGGGGGACCCUGAGGAACUCCUUGGGAAACACACGGAAUUCUUCAGCCAGCUGGACCAGAGGGUCCUCAAUGCUUUCCUAAAAGCCUGUGAUGAGCUAACUGACAUCCUCCCAGAACAGGAGCAGCAAGGCCUGCAGGAGGCUGUUCGAAAGCUGCACAAACAGUGGAAGGACCUUCAGGGAGAAGCACCUUAUCAUUUGCUCCAUUUGAAAAUCGCCGUGGAGAAGGACAGAUUCUCAGCUGCUGUGGAAGAGUGCAGAGCUGAGCUGGAGCGAGAGACCAAGCUGGCUCCCCAGGAAGGCAGCGAGAAAAUCAUCAAGGAGCACAGGAUUUUCUUCAGUGACAAGGGUCCUCACCAUCUCUGUGAAAAGAGGCUACGGCUCCUAGAGGAACUGUGUGUGAAGCUCCCAGUCCGGGACCCAGUAAGGGACACAUCUGGAGCCUGUCACACAGCUCUCAAAGAGCUCAAAGCUUCCAUUGACAACACUUACAUGAUGCUCAUGGAUGACCCAGACAAGUGGACGGACUAUGCUAGCAGGUUUUCUGAGCUCUCCUCUUGGGUGUCUUCAAAGGAGUCAUGGUUGAAGAACAUCAAGGAUCAGCCCAUUGACACUGGCAACCACGAUGAGGUUAAGCGUGUGGCAGAUGAGAUGAGAAAUGACAUCACCAAGAAAGGAGAGAUUCUCAGCUGGCUGAAAUCCAGGCUUAAGCAUUUGAUUGAUGUUUCUUCAGAGAAUGAAGCCCAAAAGCGUGGAGAUGAGCUGGCAGAACUCUCAAGCUCUUUCAAGGCUCUUGUGGCUUUACUGUCAGAGGUUGAAAAGAUGCUAAGCAACUUCGGAGAAUGUGUUCAGUACAAAGAAAUUGUGAAAAGUUCCCUUGAGGGGUUGAUGUCGGGCUCCGAAGAAAGCAAGGAUGAGGCUGAGACCAUCCUUGACACAGAAAAUCUGUUUGAGGCACAGCAGAUGCUCCUGCGUCACCAGCAAAAGACAAAGACGAUCUCAGCAAAGAAGAGAGACCUCCAGCAGCAGAUGGAGCAAGCACAGCAGGGUGGGCAGGCAGGCCCAGGUCAAGAGGAGCUGCGGAAGCUGGAGAGCACCCUUACAGGCCUGGAGCAGAGCCGGGAGAGGCAGGAGCGUCGCAUCCAGGUCAGCUUGAGGAAGUGGGAGCGGUUUGAGACAAACAAGGAGACGGUGGUCAGAUAUCUUUUCCAGACAGGUUCCAGCCAUGAGCGCUUCCUGAGCUUCAGCAGUUUGGAAAGCCUGUCAUCAGAGCUGGAGCAGACAAAGGAGUUUUCUAAGAGGACGGAAAGUAUUGCCACCCAGGCUGAGAACCUUGUCAAGGAAGCCGCCGAGAUGCCACUGGGGCCCAGGAAUAAGCGCCUGCUUCAGCAGCAGGCCAAGUCAAUCAAGGAGCAGGUCAAAACCCUAGAAGACACACUAGAAGAAGAGUAUGUGCUUCACAACUUCUAAACUUUCCUCUCUGGGAUACAAUCCC
This is a messenger RNA of Rattus rattus (black rat), 4753 nucleotides long. Its product is annotated as nesprin-1-like. The transcript has 32 exons. The record is from RefSeq and is a predicted model, not a curated record. NCBI's taxonomy places the organism in Eukaryota, Metazoa, Chordata, Mammalia, Rodentia, Muridae. Gene Ontology annotation, molecular function: actin filament binding. The coding region runs from base 433 to 4728 and encodes 1431 amino acids. Gene Ontology annotation, biological process: nuclear migration. Gene Ontology annotation, cellular component: meiotic nuclear membrane microtubule tethering complex; nuclear outer membrane; cytoplasm.